Messenger RNA from Arachis ipaensis, 3346 nucleotides. Lineage: Eukaryota; Viridiplantae; Streptophyta; Magnoliopsida; Fabales; Fabaceae. The record is from RefSeq and is a predicted model, not a curated record.
AUAUUCACAGUUCAAUAGUUCACACAGUAUAUUCCCUGUACAAUGGAAUGCGUGAGAAUCCAGAGCACCUUGUCUCAUAGGAAGAAUUGGAAAUAUGAUGUGUUUGUGAGUUUCAGAGGCGAGACUCGCUUCAACUUCACCGAUCAUCUUUUUGCUGCUCUCCACAGACACGGCGUACUUGCCUUCAAGGAUGAUACAAAAAUCGAGAAAGGAGGACCUAUAUCAGCAGGGCUUGUGCAAGCUAUUGAAGGAUCACAGGUUCUGAUUGUGGUCUUCUCUAUCAACUAUGCUUCCUCUACAUGGUGCUUGCAAGAACUCGCAAACAUAGCUGAUUGCAUUCAAAUCCCAGGACACACUGUUCUGCCAGUUUUCUAUGAUGUGAGUCCAACUGAGGUGAGAAGGCAAAGUGGGAAAUUUGAAAAAGCAUUUAUGAAACAUGAAGAGAGAUUCAAAGAUGAUGCAGAGAUGAUGGAGCAAGUGGCAAGAUGGAGGGGAGCUCUAACACAAGUAGCCAAUCUCUCUGGCUGGGAUGUGAAGAAGGAUAAGUCACAAUCUGCUGAGAUUGAAAAAAUUGUCAAAGCGGUAACAAACAUAUUGAGUCCCAAACCAUCAUCAAGUCUAUCUAAUGAUGUAGUUGGGGUGUACUCCCAUUUAGAAGAACUAGAAAAGCUUCUAGUUUUGGACUCGCAUGAUGAUGUUCGAGUUUUAGGCAUUUGUGGAAUGGGUGGCAUAGGAAAGUCAACUCUUACCACCAUUUUAUAUGAAAAGAUCUCUCAUCAAUACGACAUUUCAUGCUUUAUGGAUGAUGUAAGCAAAACUUAUGCAGAUUGUGGUCCACUUGGUGUGAAAAAGCAACUUCUUUGUCAAGCUUUCGUGGAAGAAGAAUUUCUAAUAUGCAAUCUUUCGGCAGCAACUAAUUUGAUUCAAAAUAAUUUAUGCCAUAGAAAGGUUCUCAUAGUUCUGGAUAAUGUUGAUCAGGGGAUUCAGUUGGAGAAGUUGGCUUUAAAACGGGAAUGGCUAAGUAGAGGGAGCAGAAUAAUCAUAAUUUCUAGAGAUGAACAUAUAUUGAGAGAGCAUGGAGUGGAUGAUGUUUACAAAGUUCAACUCUUAAAUGAUGAGAAUGCUCUCCAAUUGUUUUGUAGAAAAGCUUUCAAAUGUAACCAUGUUAUAGAAGGUUAUGAAAGCCUGACAAAUUCUGCAUUAACAUAUGCUAAUGGACUGCCAUUAGCAAUUAAAGUAUUGGGUUCUUUUUUAUUUGGCCGAAGUAUAUCCGAGUGGAGGAGUGCUUUGGUUAGAUUGAGAGAAAACCCAACAAAAGAUAUUAUGGAUGUGUUACGAAUAAGUUAUGAUGGACUUGAGGAUAUGGAAAAGGAAAUGUUUCUUGAUAUUGCAUGUUUUUUUUCUAACGAGAAUGAAUAUUAUGUAAAGAACAUUUUAUGUAUUCGAGGGUUUCAUCCUGAUAUUGGUAUAAGAAUUCUCAUUGAUAAAUCACUUAUAACUUGUGACUGGUCGGCCAUAGUUAUGCAUGAUUUGUUGAGAGAGUUGGGUAGAAGUAUUGUUCGAGAAAAAUCACCCAAAGAGCCAAGAAAGUGGAGCAGGUUAUGGAAUCAAAAGGAUCUAAGCAAUGUCUUGCGGGAAAACAAGAUAGCAGAAAAUCUUGAAGCCAUAGUUCUACCAAGAUUUCUUGAAAUUAGGGAAGAGUUGUCAGUUGAAGCUUUAUCACAAAUGAGCUGCCUUAAAUUACUCAUACUCACAGAAGUGAAUUUUUGGGGAUGCCUUAAUUUUCUUUCUAAUGAGUUGGGAUAUCCUUUCACAUGUUUGCCAUCAAGCUUUCAGCCAAAUAAACUCGUUAAAUUAAUCCUGCAUCACAGCAACAUCAAAGAACUCUGGGAGGGAAUAAAGGAUCUACAUAAUUUGACACAUUUGGAACUAUGUUAUUCCAAAAGCCUUGUAAACAUACCAAAUUUAUCUCAGGCCCCAAAUCUUUCGCGACUAGAUCUUAAAGGAUGUGUUAAACUUGUUCGCCUUCAUCCAUCCAUUGGCUGUUUAAAAAACCUGGGUUACUUGAAUCUGGAAAACUGCAGAAGUCUUGUUAGUAUUCCCAACAACAUAUUUGAUCUUAAUUCUCUUUAUGAUUUAAAUCUAUCUGGCUGUUGGAAAUUACUUAAAGAUCAGUUGUUAGAGCAACCAAGGCAAAGCAAGCAGUUGAAUACAGGUCAAAGUGUACAAAGGCACAUGACAUCCUCCAUAUGCAAAACUCUUACAAGGCCUCUCCAUUUUUUGUCUUCUAGAAGGUGCUCCAAUUCAAUUGGUUUGUUGGUGCCUUCUCUGUCUCGUUUCCCAGCUUUGGUAUCUCUUGACAUAAGUUUCUGUAAUCUAGUUGAAAUUCCUGAUGCAAUUGGACAGUUAUGUUGUUUAGAACGUUUAAACAUAGGGGGGAACAAUUUUGUUACACUACCUCAUUGCAUCAAGGAACUUCCCAAGCUAAGGGAGUUGAACUUGCAGUACUGUAAGCAACUAAAGUGGUUGCCAAGUACCCUUUUGCCCAUAGGAGGAGGUAGCCAUGGAAGACUUUACUAUGGAGGAAUAUUUGUGUUCAACUGCCCUAAUUUGAGUGACACAGAAAGUUGUGGUGUCACAGUUAUUUCAUGGAUGAUAAAAAUGAUUCAGGUGAACAUGCAAUGCUCUUUCCCCAGAUGUUCAAUUAAAGUUAUUAUUCCAGGAACUGAAAUUCCAAGGUGGUUCAACAAACAGAAUACAGGUAAUUAAUUCAAUGAAGGUGGAUCCAUCUCCCAUUGUGGAUGACAAUAAUUGGAUUGGCAUUGCUUCUUGUGUGGCAUUUGUUGUACAUGGUGCUCCAACUGAAUAUCCUCCUAUUCUAUUUGGUUGUGGUUUUCGUCGUAAUCCAGAUAAGGCCGUUUGUUCCAUUGCUCCAAUACGUCUUAAGAAAGAUUGGAUCACAACUGAAUUAGAUAAUAUGUUGUUAAUGUUUUUAUCCAGGGAUGUUUUCAUUAAUAAUUAUGUAAGUGUUUUAAAAGAAGGAGCAUCUGAUCUUGAUGGUAUUGAAUUGGUUGCAUUGACUCGUUAUCUAGAAGAAGUAGUAGAAGUGAAGAGUUGUGGGUACGGUUGGGUAUUUAAGGAAGAUUUGGAACAUUUAAACCUAAAGAGGAUGUAUAGCGCCAACUCUUCAGCUCACAAUCAGAAGCACAAGUUUUUGAAAAUUCAAGAUGACCAAUAGCUGGCAAUAUUUAUUCAUGAAAUGAAUUAAAAUGUUGUAUUGGCAAAGGUGGAAAGUGUUUAUUUGUUUCCUUGCUUAUUGUAAAUGAAAAGUAUUAUUUUAGCACAA